UCCCUCUUGACUCUUCUGCCCAUUAUAAUAGAUAUAUACAUCUGCAAGUCUGCAGACACAAAUAUCUGGUUAUUAUUAUAUACACAGAAUCGGAUCAAAUUAUUUAGGAUGUGUGUCCAAAGCUGUUUCGUUGGAGCCUUGAAUCUGCUGGUGGUAAUAUCUAGAGGGCAAUUCUUCAACUGGAGGGAAAGAGAGAGAGGGAGGGAAUCAAUGGAGUUUUACACAUACCCAUCUCAUCCUCGGCCUUCAUCUUCAACUUUUUCUUCGUUUUCAUUUGAGAACCUGGUUGACAAGGCCAAGGAAUUCUUCACCUUUGCUAUCUCUUCUUUCAUUGGCAAUGUCUUUUCUGCCAUCUUUACCUUCUUCUUCGCCUUAGUGGGUACCUUAUUAGGAGCAAUGACUGGAGCUUUGAUUGGCCAAGAGACCGAGAGUGGGUUCAUAAGAGGGGCUGCCGUAGGUGCUAUCUCUGGGGCUGUUUUCUCUCUAGAGGUCUUUGAGUCAUCUCUGCUGUUGUGGCAGUCAGAUGAGUCCGGAAUUGGGUGUCUUCUUUACUUGAUUGAUGUGAUUGCAAGCCUUUUGAGUGGUAGACUUGUUCGUGAGCGUAUUGGUCCGGCAAUGCUAAGUGCGGUGCAAAGUCAGAUGGGAGCCAUUGAAGCUGCAUAUGACGAGGCAUCUAACAUUUUUGACCUAGGCGGUUCGAAGGGUUUACCAGGAGAUUCAGUCGAAAGGAUUCCCAAAAUAGUAAUAACUAGUGAUAACAAUGUUGAUGCUUCUGGGGAGAGAGUCUCGUGUUCAGUGUGCCUACAGGACUUUCAGCUCGGUGAGACGAUCAGAAGUUUGCCGCAGUGCCAUCACAUGUUUCACCUACCAUGCAUUGAUACAUGGCUGUUGAGGCACGGCUCCUGUCCAUUAUGCAGAAGGGAUCUGUAGAAUAGUGCCCCAAGCUCUGUAAAUUAUAUAGUAAGGUUCUUAACUAUCGUUAUCUGCCAUGCUUUUAUUUGCAAGCUAUAUUCGUCAUCACGUCCUCCCUUAGUACUUGCUUACUGCAUACCAAUUUUCCAAGAAGCCUAUGUAAUUACUCCCCAGUUUGUGCUUGUUUUAGUUCUUUCGUUGUACUCGACUUAUCACCUUGUAAAGAAAAAGUUUUGGC
Messenger RNA from Cuscuta epithymum, 1150 nucleotides. NCBI's taxonomy places the organism in Eukaryota, Viridiplantae, Streptophyta, Magnoliopsida, Solanales, Convolvulaceae. The record is from the annotation of a GenBank genome assembly.